AUGGCAUCAAUGGAGUACGAAUCCGAACAGCGUGGCUAUGACGAUGAGCCCCGUGGCUAUGAGCGCGACAGGAGCCGUUCUCCUCGCCGCGAUGUCGACCCCCGAGCUCGCAGUGCCUCCCCGGGUGGAGGACACGACAACCGCGGUCCACCGCCCGAUUCUCGCGGCGGCGCUGAGGACGAUGGUGCACGCAACCCAGGCUCCAACCUCUUCGUGACGGGCAUCCACCCCAGCCUUACCGAGGAGGAUGUGACGCGUAUGUUCGAGAAGUAUGGAGAGGUCGAGAAGUGCAACAUCAUGCGUGACCCUCACACCAAGGAGUCGCGCGGUUUUGGAUUCGUCAAGAUGGUCACACCAGAGCAGGCUGAUGCCGCCAAGGAAGGGCUCCAGGGCCAGGUUCAUCAAGGCAGGACGUUGAGCAUCGAGAAGGCGCGCCGAGCCCGCCCGCGUACUCCCACUCCGGGCAAGUACUACGGCCCGCCCAAGCGAGAGUUCGGUGGCCGCGGUGGCCGUGGCGGAGGCAGGUACGGCGAUCGCUACGAUGACCGUCGUGGAGGCUACUCUGGUGGUCGCCGCGAUGACUAUGGCGGAUAUCGUGGCUCUCGCUAUGGCGACCGCGAGGACCGUGGCUACGGCCGCGACCGUGAUGACUAUGGCCGACGUGGCGGUGACCGCUACUCGCGAGAUGAUCGCUACUCUAGCCGUGGUGAUGACCGCCGUGGGUAUUACGAACGCCCGCCGCCUCCGUCUGCAGCUGGAGGAUACGGUGACGCCCCUCCGCCUCGCCCGGAAGCUUACUCUGGAGGGAGCAGGCCCUACGAUGACCGUGGUGACGAUGCCCGGUACUCCCGAUAG
Molecule: messenger RNA, 855 nt
Organism: Westerdykella ornata
Lineage: Eukaryota; Fungi; Ascomycota; Dothideomycetes; Pleosporales; Sporormiaceae
Product: RNA-binding domain-containing protein
Exons: 4
Coding region: 1-855 (284 amino acids)
Biological process (GO): positive regulation of mRNA splicing, via spliceosome
Cellular component (GO): spliceosomal complex
Molecular function (GO): RNA binding
Source: RefSeq, a predicted model, not a curated record